GGUCGUCAUCGUAAGAGCUGUGAGUUGGAAGAUCUGAUAAAUGUGAAGAAAUGCGCGUGAAUUUGUGCAGAGCAGCGCGUGUGUUCGUGUAGUUUGAGUUAAUGAAGCAGUUACAUACCGUUUUAAAGACUGAAGAUGUCGUGGAUCAAAGAAGGUGAAUUAAACCUGAUUGAAAAGAUUUCAGCCAAUGUCUUAAAGGCUGGACCCAUGCCAAAACAUGUGGCCUUCAUCAUGGAUGGUAACCGCCGAUUUGCGCGUAAGAAAAACAUGGAGCGGCAGGAAGGACAUAUGCAGGGCUUCAACAAGCUGGCAGAUACACUACGUUGGUGUAAACAGCUCAACAUCCAGGAGGUGACAGUGUACGCCUUCAGCAUCGAGAACUUCAAGCGCACUAAAGACGAGGUGGAUGGGCUGAUGGAGCUGGCCAAGCAGAAAUUUGAAAGGCUGUUGGAGGAACGGGAAAACCUGGAGAAGCAUGGUGUGUGUAUCCGGGUCCUGGGGGACUUAGACAUGCUGCCGCUCGACCUUCAGCAGCUGAUUGCCAAAGCUGUGAUCACAACCCGAGCUCACAAUAAAUGUUUCCUGAAUGUGUGUUUUGCCUACACGUCAAGAUAUGAAAUCACAAAUGCGGUCAGAGAAAUGGCUUGGGGAGUGGAGGAAGGCUUGAUCAAAGCAAGUGAUGUUUCGGAGGCGUUGCUAAGUGAGUGUCUGUACAGCAACAAUUCUCCAAACCCUGACCUGCUCAUCCGCACGUCUGGAGAGGUGCGCCUCAGCGACUUUCUUCUCUGGCAGACGUCCCACUCCUGUCUAGUGUUUCAAUCAGUUCUGUGGCCGGAGUAUUCAUUCUGGAACCUGUGUGAAGCCAUUCUUCAGUAUCAGUUAAAUCAUAAAUCCAUUCAGAAAGCCAGAGACCUGAAUCAAGAGCAUCAGGCCUUACUGCAGCUAGAGUCGGACCGGGACUGUAUGGCCGAGCACCUGCAGCAUCACGGGAAUGGAAAACCUGCGGACGCCCAGAGGAGACAAGAGGCGCUGCUGCACUACACCACCUGCCGGGAAGAACGAGUUCAGGAUUUCCUAGAAGCACUAAAGCACAAGAGAGACUCUUACGUUAAUGACUUAUGCAGUGAAGGGGUCUCGGCCCAGUAGGGCUCCGAAGAGGAAAAACAGUCGGUGGAGAGGAGGUGAAACUCUCCUCUUCACACAAGGGCUUCUGUGGAAGAAGAGCGAACAGUUACUGGGAAUGGGCUCAUUUUGUUGCUGAUUUGUAAAAUACAACAGAGCAAUUUUACCCCCAUGGGGCUGUAGAAUAAUUGUAAUAUUUAUGAUUGUAGAUUUAAAAAAAAAGAAAAAGAAUCUAAUGUUUGGAAACCUCUGGUCAAGAUGUAGUUAAACAAUUUGUGUGAAUUAUCUGUGAAAUGCAUGCUGUUGAUGGGGAGAUCGAAUUCUCUGAGUGAAACCCAGAGACCCUGUGUUCUGUAAAUGCUUCGACAAAGCAGCCACUCGCGUUAAUAUAAAGUAAUGGUGGAUAAUAUUUGUUGAAGCCCAAAGAAAGUGUUGUGUCUUCAGUGUGAUGUUGAUGAACUAGUAACUAGAUUUUGACCAGCUUUCUCAACAGAAACGAGUGAUUCCUGUAUGUCAGAUAUGAUUAAAUGAAGUCUGAAUCAUGCCUUUUUA
Hippoglossus stenolepis (Pacific halibut) is the source of this 1674-nucleotide messenger RNA. It is a transcript of the gene dhdds, whose product is annotated as dehydrodolichyl diphosphate synthase. Gene Ontology annotation, cellular component: endoplasmic reticulum; dehydrodolichyl diphosphate synthase complex. Gene Ontology annotation, molecular function: ditrans,polycis-polyprenyl diphosphate synthase [(2E,6E)-farnesyl diphosphate specific] activity. The record is from RefSeq and is a predicted model, not a curated record. Lineage: Eukaryota; Metazoa; Chordata; Actinopteri; Pleuronectiformes; Pleuronectidae. Gene Ontology annotation, biological process: polyprenol biosynthetic process. The transcript has 9 exons. The coding region runs from base 136 to 1146 and encodes 336 amino acids.